Ogataea haglerorum is the source of this 945-nucleotide messenger RNA. RefSeq lists its product as uncharacterized. Gene Ontology annotation, molecular function: transcription coregulator activity. The coding region runs from base 1 to 945 and encodes 314 amino acids. Gene Ontology annotation, cellular component: core mediator complex; mediator complex. Gene Ontology annotation, biological process: regulation of transcription by RNA polymerase II. NCBI's taxonomy places the organism in Eukaryota, Fungi, Ascomycota, Pichiomycetes, Pichiales, Pichiaceae. The transcript has 2 exons. The record is from RefSeq and is a predicted model, not a curated record.
AUGCAUUAUUUUAUCGACCAGGACGCCAAGUACGAGCCCGUGCGCCCCUCGUUCGACACAGACGUCAUUCGGCUGUAUGGCCUUCAUCCCAUCGCGCAGUCGCUCGCCAGGGUCAACCCCGACGGCUCCAAGGGCGUGAAGCUGCGCAAGUCGUACAAGAACCACGUCGCCGACCUGCCGGGCAAGCACGCCAUCCCUACCGAGCGGACGCUGUCGCCGAUCGUAUUCCGGCCGGACAAUCCGGACCUCGGCGACGUCCAGCUCAAACAGUACCCGUUGGAGCAGUUGAAGGCGCUGUUUUCGUUUGAGAAGAGCUCAAUCAACGGCGUUCCCGGUUUCGACUCCAGCAAGCUGGCCAUUGACAGUCUCGACUCCUCGGCUAAAAAGGAGCGCAAGAGAAAGGGCACGCCCACGACGCCGAGCGAGCCCGACCAGAAAAAACGCCAUGUCCAGCUGCGGGAAUUAGACCCGGCCGUCUUCUUUCUCGUAAAAACGGUUACUUUCUUGACCGUGUCCAAAUGCGUCUCUGCUCCACCACCCAAAAGACAGCAGCCUUGCCGCGACGAGUGUACUGAGCGCCCGCACUCAGCCGACCAUGUUGAACUUCUGCAAGUUGCGACGAUCGUCGCCAAAAAACAGCCCACCUUAACGAUGUCGCAGGUGUCGGCGAGAAGACGGUAUGGUCAAGUAGCGGCCAAAGAGGAAAGCAGACAGGUAAUUUCCAGCGUCUCCAAACGCCGUUUCUCUCGCUGCCUUGCACGGGUCGUUCCGCUACAGCCGCACGUUGCCGAUGGUAGCAGUGGUGGCAGAAAAUCAGACCUGGCUGUGCACAGUAGCGCUCGGGCGACCGAAGAGAGCCAGGCUCGGGAGGAGUCUCUGGGCGACAUAAGCGCGGCUCUAAAUGCCGUCUAUCUCUGUUCUAAUGCGUUGCUCCACUGGAACUGA